AUGGACAGUGCGGUUGCAGACGCCCCGAAGGCGCCUUCAGUCUCGGCCCAGGACCACAAGCGGGCUCCCAAACGCUCGGUACUGCGUGAUAUUGUCACGCUUCGUUGGCUUGUUUCGCCCUGGCUGGCGUUCCAAUUUGCGCUGGUGUUUGUGAUCGGCUAUCUCGUGUUUGAGCAUGUCGUGCCGAUCCCUGUUAACCCCUUCCGUCCUUUCCUGUUCCUUUCGUACCGCAUUCCGAACAUGCAGGUCGCUAUGCGCCUGACCCAAAACCCGAUGUACGGCCCUGCGCCGACGUACUCGGCAGACAAUGUGGUACUGACACACCUGCGUCAGUUCUUCCAGGGUGUGCACAAGACGCUCUUCCCGAACGAGCCGGCUUUGCUGCGCUACGGUAAGGGAUGGCUCGAUGUCUGCUUUAUGAGCUAUUACAUUAUCAUCUUCAGUAUCCUCCGCCAGGUCAUCACCGAACGCGUUUUCAAGCCCCUUGCGUCGCGCUGGGGCAUUAAGAGCGAGAACAAGCGAAUCCGUUUUGCUGAGCAGGGCUAUGCGCUCACAUACUGGGGCACGACUAGUAUCAUUGGCCUGUACGUCAUGUCAUUCCAGGACAGCUGGUGGUACAACUUGGAGCACCUGUGGUACCAGUACCCACACUGGCAAAUGCGCCCAGAAUUGAAACUAUACUACAUGCUACAGGCCAGUUACUGGAUGCAGCAGGCGUUCGUGAUGCUUCUGGGCCUUGAGCGUCCACGUAAGGACUAUUAUGAGCUGGUUGCCCAUCACCUAGUGACGCUCUGGCUCAUUGGCUGGUCGUACUUUAUCAACUUGACCAUGAUCGGCACCACCGUGUUUGUUUGCAUGGACAUUCCGGACACAUGGCUGGCCCUCUCCAAGAUGCUCAACUAUUUGGACAAGAACCUCCUUGCAGCGAUUGUUUACUGUACAUUCAUGGUCGUCUGGUCGUACUUCCGGAUCUAUUUGAGCGCGCUGACCAUUUACUCAGUGUACGCCGACUACCACCUCAUUCCGGCGUACGCCCGUACUUUCUACCCUUCCCAGGGACAUUGGCUCGUUUGGUGGAUGCAGUGCCAUGUGUUCGCCCCUCUGUUCCUUCUGCUUCUUCUCAACAUCUUCUGGUACGUCAUCAUGUGGCGUGUUCUGUAUCGCGCGAUCUACGGCGUAUACGGCGACACUCGUGAAGAGGGUGAGGAUGAUGACUCGAAACAAGAGUAA
Molecule: messenger RNA, 1230 nt
Organism: Malassezia pachydermatis
Lineage: Eukaryota; Fungi; Basidiomycota; Malasseziomycetes; Malasseziales; Malasseziaceae
Product: longevity assurance protein lag1 lac1
Exons: 2
Coding region: 1-1230 (409 amino acids)
Biological process (GO): ceramide biosynthetic process
Cellular component (GO): membrane
Molecular function (GO): sphingosine N-acyltransferase activity
Source: RefSeq, a predicted model, not a curated record